Molecule: messenger RNA, 4225 nt
Organism: Sphaeramia orbicularis (orbiculate cardinalfish)
Lineage: Eukaryota; Metazoa; Chordata; Actinopteri; Kurtiformes; Apogonidae
Gene: rb1
Product: retinoblastoma 1
Exons: 27
Coding region: 172-2958 (928 amino acids)
Biological process (GO): negative regulation of G1/S transition of mitotic cell cycle; cell morphogenesis involved in neuron differentiation; regulation of transcription by RNA polymerase II
Cellular component (GO): chromatin; Rb-E2F complex; nucleus
Molecular function (GO): RNA polymerase II transcription regulatory region sequence-specific DNA binding
Source: RefSeq, a predicted model, not a curated record
AACGAACAUUCACUUCAACUCCGUUUCAGGAAACUGUCCGGUUUUGUUGUAUUGUUGCCACACAACUCGUGCAGUGGGCUUUAAACUUAAAGCAAACAUUCAUUUUAGCCCACAAUAUCUUGCUUUGGUCUUAACUUUUAUAUUUAGCCCUGAGGUUACCGGUUUGCCGAGAUGCCACCUAAAAAGCGCAACUCCGGGACACAGAAGGAGCUGAAGCCCGGAGCUGAAGGAGGAUCUCCGGACAAAAAAGAGAGUCCAGAGUUGUCUGUUAAAAAACACAAAGAUAAGGAUGCUGAGUUUGUGACACUGUGCAAGAACCUUCAUGUGACAGACCUGGUUUGUGAUCGUGCCUGGACACUGUGGAAGACUGUCCAGGAGUCCAUGGACGAAGUCACUGAGGGUCAAAAAAAGCUGUGGGGAGCUUGUUUGUUUGUAACUAUGACAGACUUGGAUGUUCCCUGUUUCACCUUAACUCAGGUUCUGAAGGCAGUGAAUAUGAACGUCAAGCAGUUCCUCAGUCUGGUGAGGAAGUUGGAUGUGAACUUGGAUACAAUAAGCACAAAGGUUAAUUCAGCACUGACACGAGUGGAGAAGAAGUACGAUGUGAUGCUGGCUCUCUACCAGAGGUUUGAGAAAAUAUGCAAGAAAACAUUUUCUUUGGACAUUGAUGGAAAUUCAUUGUCACAAUCUUCAAGGGAUAGGGAGAUCGUGCGGAGCUGCUGGACAAUGUUUCUUUUGGCAAAAGGAAACGCUUUGCAGAUGGAGGAUGACCUGGUCAUUUCAUUCCAACUGCUUCUUUGUGCAGUGGAGUUUUUUAUCAAGCGCUGCCCUCCAGACCUUCUCCAGCCUCUUUACAGUUUUCCCUCAGAAUCGGCCAUCAGCAAAGUUCAGAGUCCUCCAACACGAACAUCUCGUCGCAACCAGAGCAAAGCCAAAUCCCGUCCUCCUGAGCCACAGGUGGACCUGCAGCUACUUGAGACAUUGUGCAAGGAGAACGAAUGCAAUACAGAAGAGGUGAAGAAUGUUUACCAGACCAGUUUCUUGGCUUUCCUGGAUUCUCUGGAUCUCUCAAGAUCCACAGAUUUGCCUCAGGUGAACAGCCUCAACCAACAAUAUAACGAGCACUACCUCAAGAGUCGAGACAUUGACGAUCGUCUGUUCUUGGAUGGAGAUGAGACCAUUCUUCCUCCUAAAAUUGAAAUCACACAGGUAGAGAGGACGCCAAAGAAGAACCUGCAGGAAGAAGAUUCUGUCAUCAUCCCUCCACAGACACCAAUCAAAGCUGCGAUGGCCUCCAUUCAGCAGUUGAGGGGUGAUCUUGUCUCUAGUGGGGACCAGCCGUCCACCACACUGGCUACAUAUUUUAAAAAUUGCACCAUCGAUCCGACACAGGGCAUGUUGAAGCGUUUGGAGAUGCUUGGACAGACAUUCAGCCAAAGGUUCAGUCAGGCUGUUGGCCCACGCUUCAUAAUCAUUGGAAAGCAGAGAUUCACCCUUGGUGUCAGACUGUAUUACAAAGUAAUGGAGGAAAUGCUGAAGUCGGAAGAGAAAAGGCUGUCUGUGCAAAACUUCAGCAAACUCCUCAAUGACUCCACAUUCCAUACAUCACUUUUGGCCUGUGCUUUGGAGGUUGUCAUGGCAACGUAUGGAGAGAGCAGUUUUAAGGCUGGAGGUUACAACCAAGCAAACGGCAGUGAAACAGCUGAAACAGACCUGUGUUUCCCCUGGAUUUUGGAUGUGUUCAGCCUCGCUGCCUUUGACUUCUACAAAGUCAUAGAGAGCUUCAUUAAGGCUGAACCCACUCUCAGCAAAGACAUCGUCAAACAUCUAGAGACCUGUGAGAACCUCAUCAUGGAGAAGAUUGCAUGGAGAACGGGCUCCGUGCUGUUUGAGCUGCUUAAACAGGAGCAUGAAGGAGGUGCAGCAGAGCAGGCGGAGGCUCCAGCCAGCUUUAACCAACCACUGCAGCACAACCACACUGCUGCUGACCUCUAUCUGUCUCCUAUGCAUCCGGGUCUUCGUGUCUUGCCUCCAGAGUCCCCGGCCCCGCCCAACUCCCAGCAUGCAUCUCAGCCUCAGAACCAGCCGGCCUUGCAGCCCGGUGGCCAGACUCCACGACACCUCAAAUCCAACUCUCUCAGCCUGUUUUACAAAAAAUUGUACCGUCUGGCCUACACACGGCUGAAGCUGCUCUGUUCUUACCUGCUGUCCUUUAACCCUGAACUGGAGCCCAUCAUAUGGACUCUGUUCCAGCACACUCUGCAGCACGAGUACGAGCUGAUGAAAAACCGCCAUCUGGAUCAGUUGAUGAUGUCAGCCAUGUAUGCCAUCUGCAAAGUGAAGAGUGUCGAUCUUCGCUUCAAAACUAUCGUCACAGCGUACAAGAACAUGCCCAACACUAACCAGGAGACUUUUAAGCACGUGUUGAUCUCAGACGGCCACUAUGACUCCAUCAUCGUGUUCUACAACCAGGUGUUCAUGCAGAGGCUCAAAACUAACAUCCUGCAAUAUGCGUCUCCCAGGCCUCCUACUCUCUCUCCAAUCCCACAAAUACCACGAAGCCCUUAUAAAUUCCCUAACUCACCUCUGCGUGUACCUGGAAGCAACAAUGUGUACAUCUCCCCCCUAAAGAGCCCUCGCAUGUCGCCGGGUAUCAUGACUCCCCGCUCAAGAAUGCUGGUUUCAAUCGGUGAAUCUUUCGGGCUGUCGAACCGCUUCCAGAAGAUCAACCAGAUGGUGAACAGCAGUGAUCGCUCCUUCAAGAGGACUCUGGAUCUGGGCCCGACCCCCAAGCCCCUGAAGAGGUUGCGCUUCGAUGUGGACGGACAGGAUGAAGCUGAUGGCAGCAAAUCUGGUGGAGAUUCUACACUCAUACAAAAACUUGCAGAGAUGAGUUCUACUCGGAGUCGUAUGCAAGAGCAAAAGAUGAAGGAGGAUGCAGAAUCAAGGAGGGAGUAACUCGAGUAUCUACUGAACUGACCUGCACUGUUGGACAAACGUGGACAUUACUUUCUGUUCACACACUUUCUCUGCUUUCUAUGGUAAUGAUUUUCACAUGUCGAUCUGACAUUAAAUUUGUUUGGUCAUGUUUUAAGUGUGCUAUUAAUGUUUGGUUGUUAUAUAUAUAUUAAAAAAAAAGGAUGAUUAUUACUCGCUAAACUGUUCUCGAUUAGAGGAAUGCUGUUUAAACACAUGGCUGGUUUUCCUGUUAAAUAAUCAAUUGAGUCUUCAGGACAGUUGACAUCUAAUAUUUUGACGAUUUGAUGUUUUCAAUCAUGAUAACUAAAAUUGGUGCAUCUUUCCAUCCAGCUCUUACUUUUAAAACUUUUUUCUUGUAUAAUUUGUUUGGGAAGUUCAGUUUAUGCCAUAAAGUGAUAAAAUAAGGUAAACCUCAUCAAAAUCACAUCCAGUCCCUCCAGGUUUUAUCUAGUUCAUCACUAUGCCACCUGAAAGCAUUUGUUUUCACUACAUGUUUGAAAGUAGUUAGAGUGAAGUUCUGUUUUACUUUUGUUCAGUAUAUAUACAUCAAAUGUAAGCACCUCCAUGUGGUUAUCAGAAAAUUGAUCAUUUCCUCAGUUUCCCUGGUCAAAAAUAAUUUGGAGUGUUUGGAAAGUGAUUUUGGAGGUUUCAGAGAAAAGGAAUGACCAUUUAUAGUGAUCAAAAACUACAGACACUGCAUAGAGAAAAGUCAUAUCUGGACUUAUUUUCAAAUAAGAAAAUGGUGUAAAAUAUUGAUUAAAAAUGUCAGCUACCAGAGCUUUUAAAUUAAGAUGUGUUUAUAUUGUACUUUAUGGAAUAGGUUUUUAAUGUAGCAAAUAUUUCUUUUGUAAUAAUGACUUUCUCCUUUGUUUCCUUCUCCACAAAGACGUUACUACUCAGAGGUGUUAUUGCCACAGAUAUAGUGUUUUAUCUUGUUGAGAAAAAGAGCCUCCAGUGUGGAGUGAUAGUGCCAUUAUUUAACAUAGAAAACAAAAAUGCCCUCUUAUUGUAGAAAGUUUUUUUUUUUUGUUCUGUUUUUAAUGUGACCUUUAGUUUUGGUUUGUUUUCCAGGAAGCCCUUUAUUAUUCUCAUGAUGGCAAUUCUUAAGUCAUUAUUUUGAAUAAUUAAUUUGUUUCCAGUUUUCACAGUGAAUUAUUUUUGGGCUUUUGUUCUCUCCUUCCUUUUGUGUUAAAUUGGAGAAAAAAAAAAGUUUUGUUCAGAAAUGAAAAGAAACAUAAAAUUGUUU